CUUCUCUUCCUCUCCAACCAAAAUAAAUCCUUUUUACUCUCUCUCUCUAUCUCUAUAGAUGGAGCUAAGCCUGAGCACUUCUCCCGCUUCUCCAGCGGUUUUGAGGAGACAAGCUUCUCCUCCUCUGCUUCACAAGCAACAAGUGCUCGGCGUAAGCUUUGCUUCGGCCCUUAAACCGGGAGGAGUUCUCCGCUUUCGUUCCCGGAGGCGUCCGCUUCAUCGUCCCAUCACUUGCUCCGCCUCUCCAUCAACUGCCGAACCUUCCUCCGAGGUGAAGAAGAAGACGUUGGUGAGGAGGAAUGACGUGAGGAACAUAGCAAUUGUAGCACAUGUUGAUCAUGGCAAAACUACUUUGGUUGAUUCUAUGCUCAGGCAAGCUAAGGUGUUCCGAGAUAACCAAGUCAUGCAAGAGAGGAUCAUGGACUCUAACGACCUUGAACGUGAAAGAGGAAUCACCAUUCUUAGCAAAAACACUUCCAUCACUUACAAAAACACAAAAGUGAAUAUUAUUGAUACUCCUGGCCACUCUGACUUUGGUGGUGAAGUGGAGCGUGUCUUGAACAUGGUUGACGGAGUUCUCCUUGUGGUGGACUCUGUUGAGGGACCAAUGCCCCAGACAAGGUUUGUUUUAAAGAAGGCUCUUGAGUUUGGACAUGCAGUUGUCGUGGUCGUAAACAAGAUUGACAGGCCUUCUGCUCGUCCUGAGUUUGUUGUCAAUUCCACUUUUGAACUGUUUAUUGAACUUAAUGCUACAGAUGAACAGUGUGAUUUCCAAGCGAUAUACGCUAGUGGGAUUAAAGGAAAGGCAGGGCUGACUCCAGAUGAUCUUUCAGAAGACCUGGGACCCCUGUUCGAGGCGAUUAUUAGAUGUGUACCUGGCCCAAAUAUUGAAAAAGAUGGUGCUCUUCAGAUGCUUGCCACAAAUAUUGAGUAUGAUGAGCAUAAAGGACGUAUUGCUAUUGGGCGGCUACACGCAGGGGCGUUACGCAAAGGAAUGGAUGUCAGGGUGUGCACUUCUGAAGAUUCCUGUAGGUUUGCAAGAGUGAGUGAGCUCUUUGUUUAUGAGAAAUUCUACAGAGUACCUACUGAUACAGUGGAAGCUGGAGAUAUUUGCGCUGUAUGUGGCAUAGAUGACAUUCAGAUUGGGGAGACUAUUGCUGAUAAAGUACAUGGGAAGCCUCUGCCUACAAUCAAAGUAGAAGAGCCAACUGUGAAAAUGUCCUUCUCUGUCAACACCUCUCCUUUCUCUGGUCGUGAGGGCAAGUAUGUAACGAGCAGGAACUUGAGAGAUCGUUUAAACCGUGAACUUGAAAGAAAUCUAGCUAUGAAAGUGGAAGAUGGCGAGACAGCUGACACAUUCAUCAUUAGUGGACGCGGUACAUUACACAUUACCAUCCUGAUAGAAAACAUGAGAAGAGAGGGAUAUGAAUUUAUGGUCGGACCCCCGAAAGUUAUCAACAAAAGGGUUAACGACAAAUUGCUGGAGCCAUAUGAGGUAGCAACUGUUGAAGUACCAGAGAAUCACAUGGGGCCUGUUGUUGAACUUCUUGGCAAAAGGCGUGGACAGAUGUUUGAUAUGCAGGGUGUUGGGUCGGAAGGAACAGUCUUUCUGCGGUACAAAAUCCCAACACGUGGACUUCUUGGAUUGAGGAAUGCAAUUUUGACAGCUUCUCGUGGGACCGCUAUCCUCAACACCGUAUUCGACAGUUAUGGACCUUGGGCUGGAGAUAUUAGCACCCGUGAUCUUGGUUCGCUGGUUGCCUUUGAAGAUGGAACAUCAACAUCGUAUGCUCUAGCAAGUGCACAAGAGAGAGGGCAAAUGUUUGUAGCUGCAGGUGUGGACGUAUACAAAGGUCAGAUAGUUGGGAUCCACCAGAGACCUGGGGACUUGGGACUUAACAUCUGCAAGAAGAAGGCAGCAACAAACAUUCGCUCCAACAAAGAUGUAACAGUGGUUCUUGACACUCCCUUGACUUAUAGUCUGGACGACUGCAUUGAAUACAUUGAAGAGGAUGAACUUGUGGAAGUUACACCUCUUAGUAUAAGGAUGUGCAAGAAUCCUAAAAUGGCCAAGAAAGGCAGGUAAAAAACAAAAACACCAUUUUGCAGCUGGGUUUGGAGGAAGCUGAAAAUCUUUUUUCACUAAAAGAUGAAAUCUAGUUUCUAAUGAUAUUUUUAUAUAGGGCUUGUUUGAUUCUUAUACAUAAGUCUUAAAUUCUUAUGAGGGGGUUGAGUCCUCGGAUGUAAUUCAAACUAAUGCUUUUUGGAAAACCCCUUAUAUCCCAUUUGGACUACUUAUAUGUUA
Messenger RNA from Raphanus sativus (radish), 2305 nucleotides. RefSeq names its product putative elongation factor TypA-like SVR3, chloroplastic. Gene Ontology annotation, cellular component: ribonucleoprotein complex; cytosol. The transcript has 14 exons. The coding region runs from base 59 to 2086 and encodes 675 amino acids. Gene Ontology annotation, molecular function: GTP binding; GTPase activity. Lineage: Eukaryota; Viridiplantae; Streptophyta; Magnoliopsida; Brassicales; Brassicaceae. The record is from RefSeq and is a predicted model, not a curated record.